Echinococcus granulosus is the source of this 258-nucleotide messenger RNA. RefSeq lists its product as hypothetical. Bases 1 to 258 code for a protein of 85 amino acids. The record is from RefSeq and is a predicted model, not a curated record. NCBI's taxonomy places the organism in Eukaryota, Metazoa, Platyhelminthes, Cestoda, Cyclophyllidea, Taeniidae. The transcript has 2 exons.
AUGGUACUACCUUCAUCAAGUCGAUUUUCCUGGAUUAAGAAGUUUUUUUUGGUGGUAUUUAUCUUUUAUCAAAUAAAACUUGGAUUACAAAGGCAAUUUCUUAUCAGAAGUCAAUCAGCCAACAAGAUCAUGACGACUCGUUCGUUUAAGGUGAACAAGAUAAGAAAAAUCUUUGGCUUAUUAUCUGCACUUGCUGUUGCAGGUGUAAUUACAUUGAUUCCUCAUUCACAGCAAUCAGCAAUGAAAGGUCCUCUUUGA